GAUUUUGGUUGGAUGUAGUGGCAUGACUGCUUUAUGGAAGCAUCCAAUCGAUUUGUAUGUGUAUGAGUGUCUGUGUGCAAAAAUGCAUGUAAACCAUCGAGUCAUUUGACAUUUAAACCAUUGUAAUUUUAUACACUGAAAGCCAAAAUCUACCUAUGUUUCGAUUGGUGCCCAUGUAUUUGUGUGGCUGUAUAAAUUGUGUGAAGACAUUUGUUUUUUUUGUUCAAUCUGAAUAUUUUGUAUACAAAACUCUUUCAUUUUGGACGAUUAUUUUAUGCGCGUUUUCGACUUUUCGCCACACAAUUCGCACCGAUUUAUUUGAAAUAAAAUUCACGACGAAAUCGUUAACGAAAGCGAUCGCAUAUCUAAAAUUGCGUUUAGUGAAGUGUAAACAAAGCCUGAAAUUCACAUGUGCAUGCAUUUUUUGAAUGCAUAAUUUAUUUCGUAUAUGCAGCGGACGGUUUUUUUUUGUUUGUUUGUGAGCGCGCGUGUUAAUUUUUUUGCCCAAAACGGCAGGCAACCCAAAAUUUCCGAACAAGAACGCAACCCGUGCAAUUGGUGAUUCGUUGCUUAGAUUUAUGGAAUUGUUAUUCGCUUCCUGCUAUUCGCAUAUUUUACUUUGUGUGACUGCAACAUUUAUUGGCGCCCCAUUGAAUUUCACGGAUUGCUGCUGGUUUCUAAAGUGAACAUGUCGUCGAGGAAAAACACAAACGAAAGUGCAUCCAGUUCGAGGAGUAAUCGAAACACUAGCUCCGAACUCAAUUCCAGCGAUGAUAAACUGUUUGAGCCAUCGCUGGAAAUGAUGGUCAAUGAUUUUGACGAUGAAAGUACCCUUGAACUGGAAGAGAAAAUGGCAUCUACCGAAGCUCAAGAUCCAAAUGCUGAAUUGAAUAGUUUACAGAAAGAAGGAGACAUGCCAAUCGAGGAACUUUUAGCAUUAUAUAAUUGUGUACCACCGACAAUCCAAACAUUCUCAUCAUCGAGUGGAGGGAAACGACGAUCGAAAACAUCACGUAAUGCUGGAAUUGAUAAAACGCUUAUGCCACCGCCUGAUACGCCGAAAACCUCAACUGAUACAUCGUCCAGCGAAAAGGCGAAAGAUGAACAAUCCGAAGGUGCUGCAAUAGCUGAAACAGAAACACACACAAAAACAGAAACAGAAAAAGAAACAGAAACAACAACAGAACUACAACCAGACACUAAGCCUGAAUCAAAUAUAGAACUAGAGACACAAACGAAAACCAAACCGAGCACUGAUGCAACUGUCAAUGAAGAGAAAGAAUCGAAUGAAGAAAAUCCAUCCGAUGAAAGUAAACACGAAAAUGACGAAGAAAUUAACACAUCAAAAGUGGACAAGGUACAGCCACCAGAAAGUGAAAUUGAAGAGGAGACGAAAGGAGUGUCAACGGAAACGAAUAGCAGCGACAAGGAAAAUAGUUCAAAACAUGAAAACGAAUCCAAUGGUUCUGACCAUAAGGAGAGUACUGACACAGUUGCACAUGAAACUAAAGAUGACGAUAAAGACAAAAAAUCACAAACUGAUUCAAUUAUCAAGAACGAAGAACACUCGAAAAAGGCCAACGACGCUGAAACCAUCGAAGAAACAGUAGACGAAGAUGACGACGAAUCUGAAGAAGAAGAAUCUGAGCUGAAAAAAUUGUAUCCUGAAACGUAUAAACCCAAUGAGCCACGAUUAUUACGAGCCAAUUCGCAACCAAACAGCGAUGAUGAGGAAGAAGAAGACAUUGAUUACAGUCCAGAAGAGGAUGAAUUUAAAAAGAAAAUAAUGGUGGGAAGUGAGUAUCAGGCGCAAAUACCGGAGGGUCUUUGUCGAUACGAUGAUGCACUGCCGUAUGAAAAUGAAGAUAAACUAGUGUGGGAUCCGUCCCAAUUACAAGAAUGUGAUAUUGAAUCGUAUUUACAAAAGGCAAGCAUACCGGUAAUCGUGGGUUCACCAUCGUCCAAUUCACCGGCAUCGCCAACGUCACAGAGUUUACAACCGAAACCGCUAACAUUGCCAAACGGAUUACAUCUCCGUGACGAUGAGGGUUCAUUAUUCUUGCUGUUACAGUGUGGUCAUAACACAGAGGAGGCAUUGCGUCGAAGGCGAUUGAAUGCAACAAUACCUCAGACAGCGGUGGCAGUAGCUGCAACGGCAUCAAAUCAGUCGCCAUCCAUCGAAAAUACGCUGUGGUCAGAAGAAGAGUGUCGUAACUUUGAGAGUGGUUUGCGUGUGUAUGGCAAAGAUUUUCAUGCGAUACAACAAUCAAAAGUGCGAACGCGAUCAGUUAGCGAGCUUGUUCAAUUUUAUUAUCUAUGGAAAAAGACCGAACGACAUGACAUCUUUGCGAAUAAGGCGCGUCUUGAAAAGAAGAAAUACAACCUACAUCCUGGCCUCACUGACUACAUGGACCGUUUUCUCGAGGAACAAGAAAAUAAUGGUGGCAUCAGUAUAAGCAACUCAUCAAAUAACAUCAUCACCGGAGUGUCUCAUGGAAACAACAAUGGAAACGAGCGUACAAGUCGUGAUCGAAGUAUGUCACCGGUUAUAAAUAGUUUACUGUAUACGGAUUGUAAGCGUCAACGAAUGUCUGAGUAAGGGAAAUAAUCGUUUUGAUGCAGCGGCCACAUCAUUUACACUCAUCAGAAUCACACACACACACAUACACUCACACUCAAAUACAUCAAUCGUCUCCGAUGCUGUAAAUGAAAAACACUCCUAAAACAUCACAUACAGGAUCUGGAAGAUCACUUAAAAAAAAAAUUCACCCGGAAUCCAUCAUAAAAUGAUGCUCAAUCAAUAGCAUAUUGUGCGCAAUCAAUGCCAGCCAUAUAACUUGAGAAGCACUUCACUAGACGCUAUGUUUUCUUUUCUCUUCUUCUUCUUCUUCAUCGACUAUUCGUCUCCUUUCUCUUCCCCCUAUUCGUGCGCCAUAUAAAUUAUCUCUUAAAAGCAGUAUACAUAGAAUGGGCGACACAAGGGAGUAGCAACGACAAUUCAAUUAUUUGACUGUCAUGUUAAUGCAGAUGAUCGUUGUUGUUUAUUGAGUUUGUUUUUUGGGGGUGACAGCGUACGCAAGCAAUCCUGAGUUUUCAAAUUCCGAUACUGAUUCACAAUGCCAAUAUGUCACCUCAGCUCCUGAACUAUACAAAUACGAAUCAAAAAAAAUAGACAUAGAAAUUAUGUGCUUUAUGUUUCGGUUAAUUGAUUUUGCAUACGGAGAAAAAAUUGUUAUUCUUGUCUCAUCGAUGAAAAUCGGUUGCUUCACUGUUUUUGUUAUAUUUCCCAUAGAAAAAUUGUGACAAUGUUUUUAAACUUUUAUUUUCUUUGUAAUCAGCUGGAUCUGUUUUGAAGCUAUUUAAAUGACACAUAUAUAUUGAAUGCAUAAAUAACCCAUCGUCAUCAUAAAUCCGGAUUCGGUGUCAAAUCGACCCUACAAAUACUUAAAAAUCAAAACGAAAUUGAAAACAGAGCACCUAAACAGUUAAAACCGUUUUGCCAGUGUAUUUUUUUAUCAUCUUUUUUUUUUCCUUUCACAAACAUCCAACUACACAUAUAUUAAUGAACAAAUUUAAAGUAAAGAAUGACGCGUUAGAAUUUAUUUUAAGCAAGAAAAUGAAAACAAAAAAAACUAUUAUAUUUCGUAAAAGAAGAAAACUGAAAAUAAAUAAUUACUAGAAUCGUAAAAAAA
Molecule: messenger RNA, 3692 nt
Organism: Sitodiplosis mosellana (orange wheat blossom midge)
Lineage: Eukaryota; Metazoa; Arthropoda; Insecta; Diptera; Cecidomyiidae
Product: mesoderm induction early response protein 1
Exons: 8
Coding region: 689-2599 (636 amino acids)
Biological process (GO): negative regulation of transcription by RNA polymerase II
Cellular component (GO): nucleoplasm
Molecular function (GO): histone deacetylase binding; transcription corepressor activity
Source: RefSeq, a predicted model, not a curated record